CCGCCCUCUUCGGUUAAUCAUUACAGCACUCUAUGAUAUAUAAAAAGUCAGAAAAGUUGGAAUUUCCCCUGUCAUUGGUCCUGUCACAAUGUCCUUCUCUGGAAAAUAUCAGCUGGAAAGCCAAGAGGGCUUUGUGCCUUUCAUGAAGGCUAUGGGUCUUCCUGAUGACCUCAUCGAGAAAGGCAAAGACAUCAAGAGUGUCUCCGAGAUCGAACAGAAUGGAGAUAACUUCAAAGUGACAGUAACCACAGGGAGCAAAGUUAUGGUUAACUCCUUCACCGUAGGACAAGAGUGUGAACUGGAGACAAUGACUGGAGAAAAAGUCAAGGCCAUAGUGACGAAAGAGGGCAACAAGCUGAAGACAAAUCUGAAGGGUAUUGACUCAGUCACAGAGCUUGUGGACGCCAACACAAUUGUGCAUACCAUGACUGUGGGCAACGUGGUCUUCAAGAGAACCAGCAAACGCAUGUCAUGAUAAACACUGGUCUUUUUAAAUAAAAUUGAGUACAUUUUUCCACA
This is a messenger RNA of Pangasianodon hypophthalmus (striped catfish), 519 nucleotides long. RefSeq names its product fatty acid binding protein 1-B.1. Gene Ontology annotation, molecular function: fatty acid binding. Lineage: Eukaryota; Metazoa; Chordata; Actinopteri; Siluriformes; Pangasiidae. The record is from RefSeq and is a predicted model, not a curated record. Gene Ontology annotation, biological process: fatty acid transport. The transcript has 4 exons. Gene Ontology annotation, cellular component: nucleus; cytosol. Bases 89 to 475 code for a protein of 128 amino acids.